Molecule: messenger RNA, 1322 nt
Organism: Aspergillus caelatus
Lineage: Eukaryota; Fungi; Ascomycota; Eurotiomycetes; Eurotiales; Aspergillaceae
Product: translation initiation factor 6
Exons: 5
Coding region: 300-1043 (247 amino acids)
Biological process (GO): assembly of large subunit precursor of preribosome; cytosolic ribosome assembly; maturation of LSU-rRNA
Cellular component (GO): cytosol; nucleolus; preribosome, large subunit precursor
Molecular function (GO): ribosomal large subunit binding
Source: RefSeq, a predicted model, not a curated record
GUUGCUUCGUAAAUUCUCUCGGACACUUUAAUUCCUAUAUCAGUUGACUUUUAACCGUCAAUUGAUCCUACCAGAACUCUGUCACGGGCGCUGUGUUCAUCUUCGCGCAUUCCCUGUUCUCUGUCACGACUAUCUAACGACAGUUUCUGCCUCUUUAUCACCCACCCCACCUCGCAGCUUCUCCCAUUUUCCUUCUCGCUUCAUUCUUCUAGAUUAUAUCCUGCCUCUUCCACCCUACGAUUUAUCCUUGAAUUUUCAAACUGAAGCUCUCGCUUGGACACUAUCGAAAACUUUGAAUUAUGGCGGUUCGCGCACAGUUUGAGAACUCCAACGAGGUUGGCGUCUUCGCUCGUCUCACCAAUUCAUAUGCCGUUGUCGCUAUCGGAGCCUCGGAGAACUUUUACAGUGUAUUCGAGGCUGAACUCCAAGAUGUCAUCCCCAUCUGUCACGCUACUAUUGCUGGUACUAGGAUUGUUGGGCGUCUAACAGCGGGUAACCGUAAGGGCCUUCUGGUCCCCACCACCACCACAGAUCAGGAACUGCAGCAUCUCCGGAAUACGCUCCCAGACUCGGUCAGGAUUCAACGGAUAGAAGAGCGUCUAUCAGCUCUGGGAAAUGUCAUCUGCUGCAAUGACCAUGUCGCCUUGAUACAUCCGGAUCUGGAGCGAGAAACAGAAGAAAUUAUCGCCGACGUCCUUGGCGUCGAAGUCUUCCGACAAACUAUUGCCGAUAACGUCCUGACGGGCUCAUACAUGGCUCUCUCCAACCAAGGCGGUAUCGUGCACCCCAAGACCUCCAUCCGUGAUCAGGACGAGCUCUCCUCUCUCCUCCAGGUGCCUCUUGUCGCUGGUAGUGUGAAUCGUGGUAGUGCUGUUGUUGGUGCUGGUAUGGUUGUCAACGACUGGUUGGCUGUAACGGGCCUGGAUACGACGGCGACAGAGUUGAGUGUCAUUGAGAGUGUGUUCCGCUUAGGGGAGAUGGGCCCUCGCGGUGCCGGCAUGGGCAAUACUAACAAGGAGAGCAUUGUGGAGAGUUUCUACUAGGCUCGCUUCCUGGGUGGUGUUAUUAUCUGGGAUUUAUUCAUUCAGAAUUGUCACGUAUAAAUGUGUAUGCCUUGUGCGCGCGCAUACAUGUUUACAAUGCGAGAUGCUUCCUUCAGCCUGUCUCUAAUUCUUGGAUACAUAUUGAAUAGGACACGGUCAAUAACGACCCGUUAACGACCUAGAAUAGCACCGGUACCUCAGCCAUAGUCAAAAUAGACAGUACCAGUGCCCAGAGAAGUGGCAUCUUAUGUACGGAAUCUGAAACCUGGUUAUAUGAGU